GGAAAGUUCCCCGCAGUCUAGUAAACAGAAGAUCAAUUUCAGUAAUGGAGGCAGGUGUUGCAGAAAUGCCUGCUGAACUCGGAGUAAUAUCUCUGAUAGUGACUCGAUGAUGUGAAGUUCACAAAGGGAAAUGGAUAAGAGAAUAAUACAUGUAUUGAAAAUGCGAGUUUUGAAAUGCAAAGCUCAUGGGUUCAGACAGGUUAUAUCCUGGGCUAUAUCUGCCUAAUGCGCAUUUGUAUGUUCUUUAAACGGACCUUAAUUUUCAUUUGCAAAACGCCGGCGAAUCAGUGUGCAAGAGAUCCUGUUAUUUCCAAGGGUUAUCUGGUACAAAGAAGUUCGUGUUUUACUGGCUGCAGCAAGUCCUAAGUAUUUAAGAAUUUUCCAUAACGACCUAGAGACCAGCAUGACUUAUAUUAAAAUGGGUUCAAAACGGACUGUGCAAAAGCUAAAUACCUCUGCAGCGAGGCCGGCCCGGGAGUAGCCUAGUUGUUUGACAUAACUUGAAGGAUGGAAUUCUUUUCGACAGUUGAUAAGUUCAUAAUCCACAACAGAGAGAAAAACCAGAGUUUAUGGUGCUGCAAGUUAGAUGGCUCCAUUCUUCCAAGGCCAGGAGACAGUUUAAGCUUUGCAUGGAAUCCAAUUUGUCAUGGGAUGGUACAUGGGAUUGUUGGAAAAAUUCAGCUUAUUCCUGGUGCUGAACAAAGACUUUUAUUGAUUUCUGAAAAGAAGUCUGUUGGCUAUCUUCCAGGUGGCCAUGAAGUAUUUAAAAUAAAUAAAGUUGUAUGUGUUACUUUGGCUCUUGAUUCAGAGCAAGAAAUAGAUAUUACAGCAUGUCCCAACCAUAGUUCUAUGAAGAACCAACGUAUGGAUGGACAGCAGCAAAAAGCUUUUCAACAAACAUGGAACUCUCUAAAGAGUACUGCUACCAACCAGCUUAAAGGAAUGAAGACGUCUUCCAAGGAUGUGAAAGACAAGGAAAAAUUAGACAAGCGAUUAACUGAGGAGCUGCUGAAAAUGUUUAAUGAAUCUGGAUCUUUCUACUACUCGCCAACUGGUGAUCUGAGUAACACAAUGCAAAGGCUAUUUGAUGGAAGUAUUGACAAGCACCAACCAAUCUGGAACCAGGUUGAUGACAGAUUCUUCUGGAAUAAACACAUGAUCAGUGAUUUGAUUGACAGCAAGGAACCGUUAGCAAAACACUGGAUCCUGCCAAUAAUUCAAGGAUAUUUUGAAGUAGAACGGUGUUCGAUUGAUAUAAUGGAUGGUUUGCCGUUCCCUGCUCUUAAUAAAGAGGAAGAUCCAGAUUCUUCUAGUGGGGACGAGGAAGAUGGCUAUAUAGAAGUAAAAGAUUUCAAGACAGGAGAAAACUUGCUGGAAAAUGAAUAUGAUAUUUUAUUGAUAUCAAGAAGGAGUAGAUAUAGAGCUGGUACACGCUAUAAACGACGUGGCGUAGACGAAGAUGGAGACUGUGCAAAUUAUGUUGAAACAGAACAGGUUGUAUGUGUCAUGAAUCACUUUGUGUCCUUUGUCCAAGUUCGUGGAUCUGUUCCAGUUUUCUGGAGUCAGCCGGGGUACAAAUAUCGGCCUCCUCCUCGUCUUGACAAAGAUGAAGCCAGUACAAAGAAAGCAUUUGUCCAGCAUUUUGACCGCGAGCUUGCGAGGUACAAGCGAGAGGUCAUAAUAAACCUGGUUGAGCAAUCUGGGAGGGAGAAGAUUAUUGGUGACGCAUUCCUUGAAAAUAUUCUUCAGUACGACUCGCCGAAUCUUACAUUCGUCAAUUUUGACUUCCACGAGUACUGCGCUGGAAUGAAAUUUCAAAACGUGACAGUAUUGCUCGAUAGCAUUACGGAUUGCCUGAAAGAGAUGCGAUAUUGUUGGGUUGAUGAUGGAGGUAUGGUGACUGAUCAGCAAAGUGUCUUUCGAGUGAAUUGUAUGGACUGCCUGGAUAGAACGAACGUAAUCCAAGCAACAAUAGCAAGGGCUGUUCUUGAAAACUUGCUUCGGAAGCUUGGAAGAAUGCUUCCAGAACAUCUACUACCUCAUGUAUGCAGGCGGAUCCAUAAUCACAUGUGGGCAAACAACGGAGACGCCAUUAGUAGGCAAUAUGCUGGAACUGCUGCGAUGAAGGGUGACUUUACCAGAACAGGUGAAAGAAAAUUCACUGGAAUGAUGAAAGACGGAUAUAAAUCAGCAAAUAGGUAUUACAUGAACAGAUUUAGAGACACAUACAGACAAGCAGUUAUAGACACCAUGCUCGGGAAUCCUGUUUCUGAAGACUUUGCUGCCAUCGCUGCUAUCAGUAAGGCUCCUGGUGAAGAAGAUAACUGGACAAGCGAUCGAGAAGAAUUUCUCGCCCAACUUGUUCUACACAGCCAGAAAACGGUAGUCCCCCCAAACGAAGAGUGCCUUGGGGGAUGGGCACUUGUUGAUCCAUUCACAUUUUCAGAAACUGAUGACCCUCAGGACGAGGAUGUGGUUCUGUUGUUGACCCAAAGGGCCUAUUACGUUGGAAGAUAUGACGACCGACUCGAAGCACUAGUUUCGUACGAGCGUAUUUCCCUUACAGACUUCGAGAAAAUAGAAAUUGGAACCGAAACGCACUACUUUCGCGGUAUGUACGUGUUCAUGCGGUUGUACCAUCGUUAUCAUCGGACAACCGGCUACUUCUAUACUUUGCGGACUGUGCAGCACCGAACUCUAGAUGAAGCAAAAGGAAUUCUUCUAUCAAUUGGUGAAAUAUUCUCGUCAGCGUGUGAACCCUACGGAUUUAAACUUCGAAUUAACGAAUGCAACCUAGACAAACGUAGAAGCAAAGGACCCUGCAAAGUCAUCCAGCUUUCAUCAAAGAGACGUCUAAGCAGUUUCAAUGACAUUUCACUCCCUGAUAUUGACGCCGAGAAAGGCAGCGAGAAAAGUGGAGAAGUUCGUUCGAAAUUCUAUGUUGCGAGUGCAGAUGCGAUGCUGCAGUCAUUUGACAGUAGCGAGGCUUCGUCGCUGCCCGAGUAUGAGACAUGGAUUGAGAUGGGACCAGAGGGAGAAAUUGUGGAACGGCGAAGGUUGGUGCCACUCCCAAAGUCUCAUAGUGACAGUGCUUUGAACGAAAAAAACCAACAAGGUGAAAAAAGCUCACGGCUAGAUUCCCUUCUUAGUCGUACAAAAAAUAUUUUCAGUGGUGAUAAAGUAAAGAAGUCAGUAGAUGCAUUGUCCGGUCGGACAUUUUCUUCUGGCGAAGAACGCAAACCUUCAUGGAGCCCGGGUUCUGAGGAGUGCCAGAGUGGCCAAAGCAGAUCGAGCAGCAAUAAAUUUCGAGCAUUUAGCAACAGUAGCAUAAAGGCACCUCUCAGAGAAUUGCAAGAGAAAAUAAAAGUGAAAUUUAGCGAACGAGUAUCGUCGCAAGACUCCGAUCUAGAGGAGCGCUCUUCUUCAACAAGGACCGGGUUCCUUAAUGACAUCCGCAACCGGUUUGCCAUGUCUCCAAAAGUAAAGAAAAAGACAACUACGCCGCUAACCAAAGAAGAAAUAGAACGUAGAAAAAAGUGCAAAACAUUGAUAAUAGAGUUAUAAGAAACUAUAGGAUAGAUAUUUUUAAAAAUUUCAUUUUUGUCGAACCGUCAUUUGAGCUCGGCGAACUGGGUCUUCAGGCUGUGAAGUGGCCCCAUAACUUAUAGCUGCAUUAAUAUAUUGUAAACAAAGAAAGAAUUUCAUUUAAUUAAUACAUUGAAACAACUAAGAGCACCCCCUUCUAAUUUGCGCAUCUGAAAUCACAGUUGAGAAACCACAUCUGGUUAUUGUGUGUUUAGUCGAACAGCUCGCUUAUUUUUUUCGAUUUCAAGCAAAUCAGCCUAAGUCGCAAAUAUGGUUUGAAGAGGAAGAGCAAUGAAUGUAGACACGGAAAUACUCAGAGUUUGCUGAUGACUUCAGAUCUUAUAUGUAACAUCAACAUACUUUUGCCACCGUCAGCCGAAAACGCAUCAGUUAACAACGCACGAUCUUAUUCACUUCUGUAUAGAAGCUGCGACUUCCCGUGCACUUUGCAUAAUCUUUUAGACUGGUGACAAUUAAUACUGAGAUAAAGAUGUCUUUCCCUUUGUAGGUUCCCAGUCUCUGAUUAAACCAUGACUCAUCUUCUCUGAUCUUUUCACCGUAUUAACGUUGCUAAGCAGUUCCCUUCCACUAGUUGCUAAUGAGUCUGUCCAUUCAAAGUUAAAAAACCUUCUGUACACCAAUUCGACCUACGGCCUCAUUUUGAAAAAUUCUUCAAAUUCUUUUGUACAAAAUUUUAGUCUACUUGUAAGUUUUUAUUAUGAUAUUGCUCACGAUAUUGAUUUUAUGACGACAUAAAGAUAAAAACUUUAUAAGGGAUUUGACCGUGAUUGGCGACUAGGGGGGUAAAGUUUCCCCCGGAACGAUUUUUGCGGUCAAAUCCCUUACAAGUUUUCAAACUUCAUUUCUCGGUUAAAUCUAAAACACAAGCUCAAAGAAUAUGAAAAAUGGUAUCCCGCCUAAAAUUAUGACGAUAAAACCAAAUCUGAGCUUAAAAGAGUCGUAUAAUUAAGUUUGGACAAUUUUCCAAAACGAGUUCGUAAGUCGAAUUGGUGUAUUCAUGUUGGGUAGCAAUUCCUUGCGAAUUCACUUCUACCAUUAUGUUAUCAAUGCCUUACUUCAAUCAGCUUGAUUUCCAAAGAUUCUUUGAGGAUCAAGAAUUGUUCCUGAGGGAAAUUAGAGUAGGAACUUGCUCAUGGAAAUGUUUAAUUUUUACUACGAAGCAGUUUUGUUUUAUGGUACUUGUAGUGGCUUUUCACGAGAAAUUGAGAAUGUAGGCCACAAUUUAACUCCCCAGUAGCUAUUUUUUCGCAACAGCUGUGUUCCAGUCCAUGUUGGAGGAAAAACCUUGUGAAAUCACUUAUCAUCCGCCUAAAUUUUUUUACUUUAGUAUAAUUAAUAUGAAGCGAUUUUCUGGUUCUCUUUUCCCUUCUCAUUGAAUAAAUCACCCAUUGACGACGCGGUACUUUUGUGACUUGCAAAACACACUCUUUGACCGAACCCAAUUCAGCAUAAUAUUUAUUUCGUUGAAACGAAAUGUUUCGUGUUGCAAACUAAAUCGAUCUUUAAUUUAAAUUGUUUUUACUGUAGCUUUCAGUAAAUAUGUUUUGUAAUUUUUUUUAACUCGAAGACAAGAUUUAGUUCAUUUGUUUCAAAGACAUAUUAAUCAA
This is a messenger RNA of Rhopilema esculentum, 5213 nucleotides long. Its product is annotated as phosphatidylinositide 4-phosphatase SAC2. Gene Ontology annotation, cellular component: clathrin-coated endocytic vesicle; early endosome. Gene Ontology annotation, molecular function: phosphatidylinositol-4-phosphate phosphatase activity. Lineage: Eukaryota; Metazoa; Cnidaria; Scyphozoa; Rhizostomeae; Rhizostomatidae. The record is from RefSeq and is a predicted model, not a curated record. Gene Ontology annotation, biological process: phosphatidylinositol dephosphorylation; regulation of endocytic recycling.